Molecule: messenger RNA, 1029 nt
Organism: Rotaria sp. Silwood1
Lineage: Eukaryota; Metazoa; Rotifera; Eurotatoria; Philodinida; Philodinidae
Source: the annotation of a GenBank genome assembly
AUGACUGAUGAUAAAACACGUUCAUCAGCACCAUCAAAUGUUUCUAAUGGUGCUACCAAUACUACUAAUAGCAAUACGACAACUAAUAGUACAUCAAAAUCUAAUCAAAAAGAUCUGAAACCUAAUUAUACACUUAAAUUUACUCUAACUGGUCAUUUAAAAGCUGUAUCAUCAUUAAAAUUUUCUCCAACAGGUGAAUUACUUGCAUCGGGUUCAGCUGAUAAAACAAUUAAAUUAUGGGGUGCACAUGAUGGCAAAUGGGAAAAAACUAUCAGUGGUCAUAAAUUAGGUAUAUCCGAUUUAGCAUGGUCAUCCGAUAGUCGUUAUUUAGUUAGUGCUAGUGAUGAUAAGACAUUAAAAAUUUGGGAUGUAGCUAAAGCAAAAUGUUUAAAAACAUUAAAAGGUCAUACAAAUUAUGUAUUUUGUUGUGAUUUUAAUCCACAAUCAAAUUUAAUUGUUAGUGGUUCAUUUGAUGAAAGUGUUAAAAUUUGGGAUGUUAGAUCAAGUAAAUGUUUACGUACAUUACCAGCUCAUAGUGAUCCUGUAACAGCUGUUCAUUUUAGUCGAGAUGGUACAAUGAUUGUAUCAUCAUCUUAUGAUGGUCUUUGUCGUAUAUGGGAUACAUCAUCUGGCAUGUGUUUAAAAACAUUAAUUGAUGAUGAUAAUCCACCAGUUAGUUUUGUUAAAUUUUCUCCAAAUGGUAAAUAUAUUUUAGCAGCAACACUUGAUAAUACGUUAAAAUUAUGGGAUUAUUCAAAAGGUAAAUCAUUAAAAUUAUAUACUGGACAUAAAAAUGAAAAAUAUUGCUUAUUUGCAAAUUUUUCUGUUACUGGUUCGAAAUGGAUUGUAUGUGGUUCAGAAGAUAAUUGUGUAUAUUUAUGGAAUUUACAAACAAAAGAAAUUGUUCAAAAACUUGAAGGACAUACAGAUGUUGUUAUGUGUUGUGCAUGUCAUCCAAAAGAAAAUAUUAUUGCUAGUGGAGCAUUAGAAAAUGAUAAAACAAUUAAAUUAUGGCGAAGUGACAUAUAA